Messenger RNA from Thermothielavioides terrestris NRRL 8126, 948 nucleotides. RefSeq lists its product as uncharacterized. Gene Ontology annotation, biological process: intracellular iron ion homeostasis. NCBI's taxonomy places the organism in Eukaryota, Fungi, Ascomycota, Sordariomycetes, Sordariales, Chaetomiaceae. Gene Ontology annotation, cellular component: nucleus; cytosol. The transcript is spliced from 2 exons. Gene Ontology annotation, molecular function: 2 iron, 2 sulfur cluster binding. The record is from RefSeq and is a predicted model, not a curated record. The coding region runs from base 72 to 404 and encodes 110 amino acids.
GCUCCCGUUAUCGGGCCCCCUGCCCAUUGUGAACUCACCUCACACCUCGACCACUCCUCCUCUCACUGACGAUGGCCCAAACAUCGAUCACAGAAGACUCAAUAAGGGCUGCUCUCAUAGAGCGGCUCAAGGCGACUCAUGUCGAGGUGCAAGACAUGUCUGGCGGCUGCGGCCAGUCAUUCACCUCGCUGGUCGUCUCGCCCGAGUUCGCGGGCAAGAACUCGCUCAAGAGGCACCGGCUGGUGAACGCGGCGCUCAAGGACGAGAUCGCGCAGAUCCACGCGUGGAGCGCAAAGUGCCAGACUCCCGAGGAGUACGACAGGGAGAUGGCGGCGACGGGCGGCCAGGACAGGCCUCCGCUGGACGGCACCGAGGGCGGGAAGGUGACGGGCAUGAGCGAGUGAGCGGUUGACAUCGGCACGAGCGAGGGCUGCCAGAUGGCUAGGUAGAUAGGCCGUCUUGCUUCGUAUUUAUUUGGGAUGUCAUGAAUAGAUGGAAACACAGCUAUGCCCCAAGAUCAAGCUCGUACAUGUCCGCCUUCAAAAAAAAAAAAAAAAAAAAAAGAAAAAGAAAAAGAAAAAGAAAAAAGAAAAAAAGAAAAGAAAAGAAAAGAAAAAAAAGAAAAAAGGAAAAAAAAGAAGAAGAAGAAGGAAGGAAAAAAGAAGGAUUAGUUGUGCGAGGUCGGCAAGGGUUGUCACACUGUUUCCUCACCGGGUGCUAUGGUGUUUGUCGAAGGGCCGAAUCCAAUGACGCUGACUUGUUACGACGGUUUGUUUACCAGGUAGCAACUGCUCAUUCCAUCCCAAUGCUUGACACUCGAGAAUGUAGUUGGCCGUGGCAUCCCAACAGGGGUACAUUCUGUGGCGCUUGUGCAAGGCUUCCGCAACCGCCCAACAGCAGGCCACCAGCGACAUUCUUACCUGUACCCUAGGUCAUGCCGAACGACGC